Talpa occidentalis (Iberian mole) is the source of this 714-nucleotide messenger RNA. RefSeq names its product divergent-paired related homeobox (gene DPRX). Gene Ontology annotation, biological process: regulation of transcription by RNA polymerase II. Gene Ontology annotation, cellular component: nucleus. The record is from RefSeq and is a predicted model, not a curated record. The transcript is spliced from 4 exons. Lineage: Eukaryota; Metazoa; Chordata; Mammalia; Eulipotyphla; Talpidae. Bases 1 to 714 code for a protein of 237 amino acids. Gene Ontology annotation, molecular function: RNA polymerase II cis-regulatory region sequence-specific DNA binding; DNA-binding transcription factor activity, RNA polymerase II-specific.
AUGGUCUACUUGUUCCAGUACAAUUCCGUCCAGGGCAACGUCAAUGGCUGGUCCUCCACGGAAAACUCAUCUCCAUCUUCCAGCACUGAGAUCUCACCAAGAUCAAAUGGGCAACUAAGCAUGGAGACACAGGAUGUCACAGGAUGUCACAGGAUGUCAGACCCAGGGGACCUUCCCAGAGGAAAGCACCUGAAGUGUUCACAACGGAAGCGAACUGUGUUCACCGAGAAACAACUGGCAGAUUUGAAGAUCCUGUUCAAGAAGAACCCAUACCCCAGCCUUAGCGUCCAGAGAGAAAUGGCCUCCAAAAUGGAGAUACACCCUACGGUACUGCAGGUGUGGUUCAAGAACUACAGAGCCAGGGUGAAGAAAGCCAGAGGCGAGCAUUUUCAGCAAACACAGCCAGAAGCAGCUCACACACAGCAAUUAGCCAAGGGGAUGACCCCUUCUCCUGGGAAAAAUAUGCAAACACCCCCCAGGUUCUCCCAGGAUGCGGGGCCCAUGUCCUUAGUCUAUACACAUCUCCCAGGCCCUUCAUUCCAGCUCCACAUAUGCCCCACUCAGAACGGCCACACGGGCCAUGCCAGCGGCCACAGAGUGGUCCACUUUGGCUGCUGUCAGGACCCCAACAUUUACUGCCUUUCUCCCAUUUUGGAUUCCCAAGAGCUCUCCAGCUGCUAUUCUCAUUCUCCGGGCACUUCAUCGCCACCCUAA